AUGGCAGAUGUUCGAUCGCUUCUCAAGAAUGAGCGAGUUGCUCGUCGCAUACAACAUAAACAUGCUGGUUAUUCAACUGCCGGUAAUCUAAUGUGCCUCGUCUGUCAUUUACAAAUGAAGAGUGAAUCAUUAUGGGAAGGACAUUUACGAUCACCAGGGCAUAUUUUACGACUCUCAAAACAACAAGAAGCAGAACGUGAACGCAAUGCGACAGCGGACACAAACAGCAACGAGGGAAAUAGUAAAAAGAGGAAAUUGGACGAUGAAGAUGAGGAUAUGGAUAUGGACUAUGGCACCUUAAAAAAGCGUAGUAAAGCUACACCUACUGCUUUGGAAGGAUUUUUUGUUCCAGCAGAGGACUCAUUAAAAGAAAGAUCCGAAUCGCCUUCAAAAUCCGCGAUACCUCAUGAUUUGCAAAUUCCUUCUCGUCCUGCAACGCCAGCGAAACCAACCAAAUCACCGCCUCCAAACAAACAAGCUAAUGUGGAUGAAGACGAAUGGGCUGCAUUCGAAGCAGAUAUUGCCGCUGCGGAUGUUCCAAUAGAAGUCGAAUCAGAGGCUGUCAUAUUUGCACCGGCAAUGACUACCGCGGAAGUAGAAGCUCGAACAGCCGAAGAAGAGAAGGCGCGGAGAAAGGAGAAGCUCGAAGCUGAGGUAGAGGGAGAUAAAGAGGAUGCAAGUAGAAAGUUGCAAGAAGAAUUUGAGGAAAUGGAAAGCUUAGACCAGAGAGUGAAGCGGCUCAGAGAGAAACGAGAAGCUUUGAGGUCGAAAGAAAAGGAAGCGAUCGCAACGGUACCAAUACCAACAGAAGAAUCUGCAGCCAAUGAUGUAUCGGAAGGCGACGACGACGACGACGACGAUGACGAUGAGGAUGAUUGGGAUGGAUUCAGGUUAAGAUGA
Molecule: messenger RNA, 900 nt
Organism: Botrytis deweyae
Lineage: Eukaryota; Fungi; Ascomycota; Leotiomycetes; Helotiales; Sclerotiniaceae
Exons: 1
Coding region: 1-900 (299 amino acids)
Biological process (GO): mitotic DNA damage checkpoint signaling; mitotic DNA replication checkpoint signaling; nuclear DNA replication
Cellular component (GO): spliceosomal complex; nucleus
Molecular function (GO): nucleic acid binding; zinc ion binding
Source: RefSeq, a predicted model, not a curated record